Molecule: messenger RNA, 786 nt
Organism: Linepithema humile (Argentine ant)
Lineage: Eukaryota; Metazoa; Arthropoda; Insecta; Hymenoptera; Formicidae
Gene: Ccdc58
Product: Coiled-coil domain-containing 58
Cellular component (GO): mitochondrion; mitochondrial intermembrane space
Source: RefSeq, a predicted model, not a curated record
AUCUAGUAAAUCUUGUGAAUUCAUGCAUGUUUUUCUAACCUGAAAAUGGCAGUCGCAAACGUGGAAUGUGGUGAUUUUUUAGAAUUUCAGGAUACAUUAAAAAAAAUGCGACUUAUAGAUGACAAAAUAAUUUAUAUGCUGAAUACUACAAUUCCUACUGAAUCCUUCAAAGGUCAGGUGGAUACUAAUGUGCAAUGUAAAGACUUGUUUCAUCAAAUAGAAUCUGAACAUACGCAGAGAAGACAAGCAAUCACAAAAUGUUUAAACGUCACUAAGGAAAAAGUGAUGCAAUUAAAGACAUUGAGAGAUAAUGGUGAUGAGAAUCCAACAUUAAUAAAAAAUUUAAGAAAAGAGCAGACUACAUUGAGACUAUUGCAAUCUGAACUCAAUAUCGAAGAAGUUGUAAGAAAACGUACAAUACAAGUCUAUUAUGAAAGAUGCCGUGGAUUUUACAAACCACACAUAAAUACAUAGAACUUCCAAAUAGUCCAGGAAGUGAAGAAUAUUGGUGUAUGGUUAUCUGAUUGCAAUUGAAUUGUUACAAUACAGUUAUAUAUAGUAAUUUUGUAAACAUUAGUGAUGAUAAUGACUUCUUUUUUCUAAAUCAUUGUUAAUUUGUAUAUAGGUAUAUACAAUAUACAAUUAAAAACAUUUAUUAUACUUGUACACUAUUUACAAACAUAAAUGAAACAUAUUAAAGAAUGUACGAAAGAUAUAUUUUGCAAGAAUUAGUUUCGCUACCAAUCUAAGGUGAAUCAGGUAUUUGUAAUAUACAAUAUACAUAAA